CAAUAAACAAUCCCGGAGUAGGCCAGCACAAAGUUGAGAAAGUCCAGAGCUUUGAACACCUAAUCCACCAUUAAAAUAAAUUCAACCAUCAACGACGGCCCUUCUCCCCCACACCCCCCUCCUUAUAAUUAAGUCCACCCCUGCACACUCUGGUAAGCUCUACAGCCCAUUGCGUUGCCUGAAUCCACUCCGCCUUUCUCGAUCUUGACUUAUCGUCUUCAUCUCCGGGAGUGGGCUCUGGUGGGAGUGGAGUGGACGGAAUGGGUAGCUACCGUUUGUGCCUCUGCUUCACGAGGAAGUUCAAGAUAACGGAGGCGGAGCCUCCGGAGGAUGUGAGGGAGGCCUUCAGGAAGUACGCCGACGGCGGCUUCCACAUGACCGCGGAGCAGUUCCAGCGCUUCCUGGUGGAUGUUCAGGGGGAGAGCGGCGCCGACGCCCACCGGAUCAUGGAGCAGAUCCUGCACCGCCGCCACCACAUUACCAAGUUCACUCGCCACACCCUCACUCUCGAUGACUUCCACCACUACCUCUUCUUCCCCGACCUCAAUCCCCCUGUUGGAUCCGAGGUUCACCAAGAUAUGAACGCUCCGUUGUCGCAUUAUUUCAUAUUUACGGGCCAUAACUCAUACCUGACGGGCAAUCAGCUGAGCAGUAAUUGCAGCGAUGUGCCAAUCAUAAAGGCACUGAAGAGAGGAGUCAGAGUAGUCGAGCUUGAUAUAUGGCCCAACUCUACCAAGGAUAACGUGCACGUUCUUCAUGGGAGAACUCUCACAACUCCCGUGGAGCUCAUAAAAUGUCUCGGAUCAAUUAAAGAGCAUGCCUUUUCUGCAUCUCCAUAUCCAGUCAUUAUAACUCUCGAGGACCAUCUCACUCCAGAUCUUCAGGAUAAAGUAGCUAAGAUGCUCACUCAAACAUUUGGAGGCAUGCUGUACUACCCAAAGUCUGAAUUAAAGGAAUUUCCUUCACCUGAGGAUAUGAAGUAUAAGGUAAUCGUCUCAACCAAACCACCAAAGGAAUACCUUGAAGCUAAAAACGCACAAGAGGAAGGUGACAACUUACAUAAGGAUAAGGAUUCUGACGAAGACGAGUGGCAAAAGGAGGCACCAGAUGUGAAAGCUGAUCAGCAACAGGCCGAUGACGAGAGUGAAUUUGAAACAAGUGAACAUAAUCAAGACAAUGAAGAAAGUGACGACUGUGAACUUGAAUCAUGCCCAUUAGUAGGACCUGUUUACAAAAGUCUAAUUGCUAUCAAUGCCGGAAAACCAAAGGGUGGAUUGAAGGAGGCUCUGAAAGUAGAGAUCGAUAAGAUCAGACGUCUCAGCUUGAGUGAGCAAGCACUUGAGAAAGCUACGGAAUCUCAUUCACUGAACAUCGUGAGAUUCACUCAGAAGAAUUUCCUGAGAGUAUAUCCCAAGGGUACACGGUUCAACUCCUCUAACUAUAGGCCAUUCAUUGGUUGGAUGCACGGUGCUCAAAUGGUUGCAUUUAAUAUGCAGGGUUAUGGUAAACAUCUUUGGCUGAUGCACGGAAUGUUUAGAGCUAACGGUGGGUGUGGCUAUGUCAAGAAGCCUGAGAUUUUGAUGAAUGAUAAUAUGGUUUUUGAUCCCAAAGCAAAGCGAGAUGUGCAGAAGACUCUGAGGGUGAAAGUAUAUAUGGGGGAUGGGUGGCAUUUGGAUUUUAAGCAAACCGACUUUGACAUGUAUUCUCCACCAGACUUUUACGCCAGGGUCGGCAUAGCAGGAGUCAGAGCGGAUACAGUGAUGAAAAAGACGAAGAAGAAAGAAGAUAACUGGAAUCCCGUUUGGAACGAGGAGUUCACAUUUCCAUUGACAGUUCCCGAGCUUGCUCUGUUAAGAAUCGAAGUUCAUGAGUAUGACAUGUCGGAGAAGGACGAUUUUGCAGGCCAAACUGUUCUACCUGUCUGGGAAUUAAAGCAAGGGAUCCGAGCCGUCCAGCUCCACAACCGCAAAGGCGAGAAAUACAGCUCCGCGAGGCUUCUCAUGCGAUUUGAAUUCAUAUGAUGCGAGCAUUAUUGGUUUUCCUGUCCUCUUCCCGACUAAUAAGCUUUUCUUUCCACGAGUUGGGCUGCUCCUCUUUUGUUACUUCGCAAUGUAGUCUUUGCUUCCCUUCAGCUUUCAUUCACUUUUGUUGUUGCUGUUAUUUCCCUAUGUAUUAAUUUGUCAACUUUCUCUCCGAAUUCGUGUACGGGAUCGUAGUGACACCUGAAGAGUGGAAAUAUAUCUGUAUAUUCAACAGUA
This is a messenger RNA of Punica granatum (pomegranate), 2258 nucleotides long. The record is from RefSeq and is a predicted model, not a curated record. NCBI's taxonomy places the organism in Eukaryota, Viridiplantae, Streptophyta, Magnoliopsida, Myrtales, Lythraceae.